UCCCCUCCGCCCGCCCACCCACACAGCCAAACAACUAGGGUUUGCUCCGCGCUGGCUGGGCGUUCGGCCCUCCUCGCCCGCCGGCGUGAUCACCCAGCUGUCCCUCCCUCCCUCCCUCGGCGCCGGCCCAUCGCAAGGGGGAAAAAACUCAUCAACUGAAGGUGAAUCCACAUUUACGGGGUAUUCUCAUCGUUCCAUGGUUCGGCCACAAAAAGUUGAUACCAAAGAUGACUUCUGAAGAGAAUAAAGUUGUUACACCUAAUGAACCACUAUCCAUGGAGCAGACAUCAAGCUCUGGUGCUAAACGUAAGCGCGGUCGUCCACGAAAGUAUGAGUAUGGUGUGCAUGAACUACCACAUAGUGUACAGCCCAUUCAGAGUGCCCUGCCUCUUUACAGCACUCAAGAUGGGAUACAGAGGAACAAUACAUCAGGUGGUAAUGUUGGCCCUAAUAUAGGCACAAUUCAUGCCUUGCCUACAAAGCAAGGCCCAGCUAAUAGAUCCAAUAGAAAUUCUGCUAAUCUGGUUAAGGCUUCUCUCAGCCAAGCCACCAAUUAUAGUAGUGCUUUCUUGCAAGGUAACUCUGUCAAAGAUGAUAUUGUUGGCAAGUAUUUUGUUGGCAAGAUGUCCAAGAAAUUUCCUGGGUUUUCUCUGAUUACGGUGAAAGUGAAGGACAAUCAGGUUCUCAAAGGUUGGAUUCCAGAUGAAAAUAGCCUCCGCCCAAUAACACCGAAGGAUGAUCUUGCUCCAGAUCUCCCUAUGCUUCAACCAAGUCAAGUCCAAAAGAAGCCAUCUACUAUUUACAAGCAAGCUGCUGGUCCUAUUCCAGUCCCCUUGGAGGAUGUUACAUUUGCAAAGCCUCUACAGAUGAGGAAGCCUGUUGAGAAAUCUGUUGCUAAGCAUAUGGUCCCUUCCAUUCCAAGACCUUACAUGGGUUCUGGGGCUGUUGCAGCAACCCCUAUCUCAGUUUCACUUGGUAAUUCUGAAUCAAAAGCUUCCUCUGAUCAGGGUACUGAAGUUCUGAACCCACAACCGAUAUCUGCUGUGAUGCAAUCAGGUCAACCUGUAUUGGCAUCAUGCAAGGAAGUCACUGGAGGGAAAACUGUCAAUGAGAUUCACAAAGUGUCGGAAUCUUCAAAGCACACUGAAGAGUCAUCAGGUCCCAAAGAGCAGCCUAAUGCUACAAAUAGCAAGCAACAAACGCUGAUGGGUCUGCCAGAAAACACAGAAAAAGCUGAGCAGUUGGACCCACAGAGAGACAUUUCCAAAGGAGUUGAUGACUCAAAGUCAGAAGCCUCAGGAGGAACUGCACCUCAGGUAGAGGCUUCAAACGCAGCACAUGAUCCAGAAGACCAAAUUCCAGAUGAUAUUCAUCAUGUGAACAUGAAAUGAAGGUUGACUGCAAAUGAAGCCAGAGGUUGAGAAAGACAACAUGAUUCCUAUUGUUUGGUGAAAGCUUGCAGUCCAGAUUGUUUCUGCCAAGUCUUGCAAGAAAUGGCUGGAUGCUAAAGGCGUAGGCCCAUUCCUUUCGUUUUUGUUUGUCUUUUAAGGAUACUUAGCUUUCUCUAGUUUUUGUUUCUUCCGUUUAAGUAUACUUCAGCCAUUUAAUGAUGAUGUAAAUCCAUAGAAAAAAAUUAAUCAAUACUUAGCACAAAGUA
Molecule: messenger RNA, 1657 nt
Organism: Oryza brachyantha (malo sina)
Lineage: Eukaryota; Viridiplantae; Streptophyta; Magnoliopsida; Poales; Poaceae
Exons: 6
Coding region: 228-1391 (387 amino acids)
Source: RefSeq, a predicted model, not a curated record